AUGGAAGAAGAGGGGCAAACUAAUCCGCACUCUAGCACAGUGGCGGCGGAAGCAAAGUUUGGCUCAGCACGGGAGCCAUCGCACCAACUGGGACCCGAAGAAGCAGCAGAGAUGUCAUCUCACCGGCGGCUAUCGACUGCCUCGAGUGAGAACCCUUCCGCUGUCAAUUUAAAAAGCAGCAUCUCCGAACCUGUUGAGCAGGAAGCAUACGUUGAGCCUGUCAGCUUCUCAUUACCCCGUGGCCCAACAUACGGUACCGAAUCCUCGCGAGCAUCUUCGACAAUUAGCCACAGAGGCUCAAUUUCGGACAUGUCCGAGGCUUGGACGGAAGGUACGAACACGUCCACCAACGAUGGGGCCGUGGAAGAGUCAGAGACACCCAGAAUGCUCAGUGGGAGCACGUCCGACUUAACCAAGCAUGAACCGCUACCCGAACCGGCAAUGUCAAAAGCUGGAUCAACUACGUCGGAAUCGAAGCGAAUGUCGAGCUCGUCGCUAUACUCGUUACAAUCCGCGAGAGCAGGUGGUAUAGCGCCCAGUUCCAAUUCCUCUUCAGGAGAUGCCAUCCCGAGGUUGAACCCUGGGAAUAUUUCGGGGACCAGAAGUCUCGGUGUCUCACCGGAUGCCGCAACCCCGAUUGUCUCGGUGACAAGUCCGUCUGUCACGCUGCCUACCGCACAAGGCGCAGUGAACCCCCAACAGGCCGCCACCAAGGGUGGUGCUUCACCAGGCGACGCCCCUAAGCGCUCCAGACAAGAAGGCACUUCAAGAGCGAGCAUCCCACGGUCUAGAAGCCGUGUCAAGCGCCGCUUCAGUGUAAGCACUGGCGCAAGCAGCCACAGCCCGAGUAGCGAGCGAGGAAUACACCAGGCGAAAGAGAAGGAGGAGCCAAAGCCGGCACCAUAUGGCAUAAUCGGGGUGUGUGCAUUGGAUAUCAAGGCACGGAGUAAGCCGAGCAGGAAUAUCCUUAACAAGCUAAUUGCAAAGGGGGAGUUUUCAGUUGUCGUUUUUGGAGACAAGGUCAUCCUGGAUGAAGACAUUGAGAACUGGCCAGUCUGCGACUACCUGAUAUCCUUCUAUUCCGAAGGCUUCCCGCUUGCCAAAGCGAUUGCCUAUGUCAAGGCCAGGAAGCCUUUCUGCGUCAACGAUGUCCCGAUGCAGCAGAUCCUGUGGGAUCGCCGUAUAUGUCUACGUAUUCUCGACAAGAUCAAUGUUCCGAGUCCGAGUCGUGUCGAAGUCAAUCGAGAUGGAGGACCAAGAGUCAUGAGCCAAGACCUGGCUCGGCACCUCAAGGAGACCUCUGGGGUUAUUGUGCAGGGGCCGGAAGAUGGCGAUAAGUUAUUAACGCCUCCUCCCCGAAAGGUGGAGCUCUUGGAUGACGGCGAUACACUAAGCGUAGACGGAGUACUUUUACGGAAGCCUUUCGUUGAAAAACCAGUCAGCGGAGAAGAUCACAACAUAUGCAUCUAUUAUCCGAAAAGCCAAGGUGGUGGUGCCCGCAAGCUCUUCCGCAAGAUUGGCAACAAAAGUUCCGAGCACAUAGAUUGUCUUACUAUACCACGCGCCAUCCUCGAAGAAGGCUCUAGUUACGUAUAUGAAAAGUUCAUGAGGGUCGACAAUGCAGAGGAUGUCAAGGCAUACACUGUUGGGACAGGUUUCUGUCACGCCGAGACUAGGAAAUCUCCCGUCGUUGAUGGUCUCGUGAGGCGCAACACUCAUGGCAAGGAAAUUCGCUACGUCACCAGUUUGACAAAGGAUGAGUCCGCAAUGGCAGCCCGUAUUUCUACCAGCUUCGGACAGAGGGUCUGUGGGUUCGACCUUUUACGCGCCGAUGGGAAGAGUUAUGUCAUCGAUGUGAAUGGUUGGAGUUUUGUGAAAGACAAUGACGCAUACUACGACCAGUGCUCUAGCAUCUUGAGAAAUAUGUUCAUUCAGGAGAGGGAAAGACGACAAGCUAAGGCAGCUGAUCAGUUCCGUGCAGCCGAGCAGGCAAAGAUUUCGGAAAGCGUCGCCCCAUCAGCUGAAGCGUCGGAAUCAGAGGUGCCCCCGCGAACUCGCAGGGAGAGCUCGUUGAAAGAAAAUCACCGAUCUACUCUACAAUCUAUCCUCGGCAGAUCCCCAAGUAUUUCGAAACUUGCGCACUUACAUCAUAACCAUAGCCCACAUGGAAAGUCAUCGGAGCAGAGGUCGACCUCACCUGAUAGGUCUGUCCCGACUAUGCCACUAAGCACGGCCUCGUCGAUGGAGAAGCCUGUGUCCAGCAUGGUGCCUUCCCUACCACAUGUUUCGUCUCGCGCGUCGAUUUCAGGGCCUGUAUCAGCUGCUACAUCAGUGCGGACCUCGCCGAUCCUCGAAACAGACCCAGAGGAAGAAGAAGAUAAGGAGCUUCCUCCGCCCGCACCAAAGCAUGCCUGGAAGCUUAAGGGGAUGGUUUCUGUCAUUCGCCACGCUGAUCGUACUCCGAAGCAGAAAUACAAGUAUACAUUUCACACAAAGCCUUUCAUAGAGCUGUUAAAGGGCCAUCAGGAAGAGGUCCUCUUGACGGGUGAGGCUGCGCUUGAUAGCGUUCUUGACGCUGUCGAUGUGGCUUUACGCGAGGGGAUCGAGGACAAGACCAAGCUGAAAGCCCUACGAAACGUGCUUGUGAGGAAGGGUGGAUGGGUCGGGACGAAGGUUCAGAUCAAGCCCAUGUUCAGGAAACGCAAGGUGGAAGAUUCACCUAAGCAGACUUUUGCCACGAUCGCAGUUGACGUCUCGAAGGUUAUCCCUUCGGUUCCAACCACGCCUGGGGCAACAGACGACUCCCAUGACCCAGAGGAAAGACCAUUAAAGCGAGAAGACUCCCUCACGGGCGUCACGUUAUCCCGUAUCACAGCCGCGGAAGAAAGUCUUGUCCUCGACAAGCUCCAACUGAUCGUAAAGUGGGGCGGUGAGCCGACGCACUCUGCGCGAUACCAGGCACAGGAGCUCGGUGAGAAUAUGCGCAAUGAUCUUUACCUGAUGAAUAAGGAAGUUCUCGACGAGGUUCACGUCUUCAGCAGCUCUGAGAGACGCGUUACUACGAGCGCGCAGAUCUUUUCAGCUUCGUUCUUGGAUAAGAAGGAUCUUGCCAGCGAUUUCAUUACUAUCCGGAAAGAUCUUCUGGACGACUCGAAUGCUGCAAAGGAUGAGAUGGACAAGGUGAAAAAGAAGCUUAAGGUCCUUCUCAGAGAAGGACAGGGGCCGCCUCCGCAGUUCGCGUGGCCUGCCAAUCUUCCCGAGCCAUCUAUUGUCCAGCGCCAGGUCAUCCAGUUGAUGAACUUCCAUCGUAAGGUCAUGCGACAUAAUUACCAGAAGCUCUACGGCGGCGCCGUGACAUCUCUGAACAACAUCGUCAACCCCGGCGACAAAGCUACUAGUGAGUCCCCACAGGUGGGCGCGAUGGGACAGGCCACGGCAAUCAACAACAUCCAAGCGCGCUGGUGCUGCGGCGAAGAUGCCGAGCUCUUCCGCGAGCGCUGGGAGAAGCUGUUCAUCGAGUUCUGCGACGCGGAAAAGGUCGACCCGAGCAAGAUCUCGGAGCUCUACGACACGAUGAAGUUCGAUGCGCUGCACAACCGCCAGUUCCUCGAGUGGGUGUUCACGCCGAGCAAGUCGAUGCUCGAGGAGGAGGACUCGGCUGUUGUGGUUGAGGAUGCGUCGUCGGCGAAGGUGUCGGAGGAUAAGUCUGAUAAGCCGGAGAGGAGCGAUUCGACGACUACGACGGAGAAGUCCGAGUCGAGCAAGUCGGUGUCGCGACGACUGUUUAGGCGCCGCUCUGGGACUAUGAAGAAUGUGGUUGAGGAGACGCCGGAAAGUUAUUUCCAUCUCUUUACCGGAAGCACCAAGACCAAGGCGAAGACGGAUGCCAGAUUUGAGAAGCUUCGAGAGCUAUACAACCUAGCCAAGGUCCUCUUCGACUUCAUCUGCCCCCAAGAAUACGGCAUCACCGACAGCGAAAAGCUCGAAAUCGGCCUUCUAACCUCCCUCCCCCUCCUCAAAGAAAUCGUCGCCGACCUCGAGGAAAUGCAAGCCUCCGACGACGCCAAAUCAUUCAUCUACUUCACCAAGGAAUCGCACAUCUACACCCUCUUCAACUGCAUCCUCGAGGGCGGGAUCCAGACCAAGAUCGCACGCUCCGCUAUCCCGGAGCUCGAUUACUUGUCUCAGAUCUGCUUUGAGCUGUAUGAGUCGGAGACUACGCCUUCGCCGGCUCCGAAGGCGCAGUCGGCGCCUGAACUCGCGACGCCGGGUGAGCUGGCUGCGUUGGCGGAAUUAGCUGCGAAUCCGCCGCCGUCGGCGGCGCUGGAACCGGUACCGGACCCGAUGCCGCAGGAACAGACGUUCGCGUAUUCGAUCCGCAUCACCAUCUCCCCAGGGUGUCACACCUAUGACCCGCUCGAUGUGCAGCUUGAUUCGAAACAUUGCAUUGGAUGCGCGCCGCGGCGCUCGCUGACGCAGCAUAUGGAUUGGAAGGAGGUGAUUGAGACGCUGAGGGCGAAGUUUCAUCAGGUCAGGUUGCCGAAGAGCUUUUUGGCUAUUAAUUUGAGUGAGAGUCAUACGUUUCAUCGGAGGGAGGAGGAGAAGAGUGAGGGUGAGGGGGAGAAGAGUGAGGGGGAGGGGAAGAAGAGCUCGUUGUGUGUUGGUGAGGGGGAGGGAAGGAGGGGGAGGUCUGGGACUGGGGGGGAGAUGAAGGCGGAGAAGGGGGAGGUGAAGGAGAAGACGGGGGGUGGGGAGAAGGAAGAGGGGCCUAAGGGAGAGGAAGUCCCGGGGGGGCCGGAGAAGGUGAAUGUUGUGUUUUAGACGCGUGGGAGGGAUCCUGCAUUGGAUGAUGGCAUGGCGUAGAUGUGGAGUAAACUCGUGGAUAUAUAUGUAGCAUGGAAGGCGUUUUUUUUUGUUGGGGAAAUGAAUAUAUGUAUGACAUUAAAUAGUGUGGAAAUCUCGGGGCUUUAAAUCUCCCGUUUUGAUAAGUGUGAUAAGUGUGA
This is a messenger RNA of Pseudogymnoascus destructans, 5003 nucleotides long. RefSeq lists its product as uncharacterized. The record is from RefSeq and is a predicted model, not a curated record. Lineage: Eukaryota; Fungi; Ascomycota; Leotiomycetes; Thelebolales; Thelebolaceae. The coding region runs from base 1 to 4821 and encodes 1606 amino acids. Gene Ontology annotation, biological process: inositol phosphate biosynthetic process; inositol metabolic process. The transcript is spliced from 2 exons. Gene Ontology annotation, molecular function: diphosphoinositol pentakisphosphate kinase activity; inositol hexakisphosphate kinase activity; 5-diphosphoinositol pentakisphosphate 1-kinase activity. Gene Ontology annotation, cellular component: cytosol.